AUGGCCAACGGCGACUCGGAGAGACUAACACAAAAACAAGUGAAGUACAAGGCGGAGGAUGAAGCUAAUCGCAACCGGGUGGCAGCUAAGAACUCCCUCGGGUCCUACACCUACAACAUGAAACAGACCGUGGAGGACCAGAAGCUGAAGGGCAAGAUCAGCGACCAAGAUAAACAGAAGGUGUUCGACAAAUGCCAAGAGGUGGUCACCUGGCUUGACCGCAAACAGAUGGCCGAGAAAGAGGAGUACGAGCACAAACAGAAGGAGCUGGAGAAACUCUGCAACCCCAUCAUCACCAAACUGUACCAGGGAGGAGCCGCCCCAACCGGUGGCGCCGGGGGACCAACCAUUGAAGAAGUGGACUAGACUGGACUGAACUCUGCACUGUUCAGGGACAGUUAUUUUCCCAUUCUCAGUUUUAUUUUCAUUCCUAACCUUAAAAAGUCAGUGUCAAUAACAGUUUAUUCUGUUUGGAUGUGCAUAGAAGCAGAUCUUUCUCAGCUUCCUAUGUGCUUAUAAAGAGAAGGCAGUCCAGCUUGAUAA
This is a messenger RNA of Malaclemys terrapin pileata, 543 nucleotides long. RefSeq names its product heat shock 70 kDa protein-like. Bases 1 to 366 code for a protein of 121 amino acids. Gene Ontology annotation, cellular component: cytosol; nucleus. Gene Ontology annotation, biological process: protein folding. The transcript has 2 exons. Gene Ontology annotation, molecular function: ATP-dependent protein folding chaperone; ATP binding. Lineage: Eukaryota; Metazoa; Chordata; Testudines; Emydidae. The record is from RefSeq and is a predicted model, not a curated record.